AUGAGUUUCAAAGAUAAAGUUGUUAUUGUGACCGGUUCCAGUUCAGGCAUCGGCGCCUCCACCGCCAUCGAGUUCGCUAAAGAGGGGGCUCACGUCGUCAUAGUGGGAAGGAACGAGGCUAAACUCGCGAGUGUACGUGAAAAAUGCGAAAAGUACGGCAACAAGCCUCUUGUCAUUAAAGCGGAAAUGUCGAACGAUGCCGACGGCAAGAGAAUUGUCCAAGAAACGAUAGAGAAGUUCGGAAGAAUCGAUGUGUUGGUCAACAAUGCUGGGACGAGCGAAUUAGUUGAUAUUACCAGUGAAAACUUUAUGGAGAGCUACGACCAAAUCAUCAACGUGAAUCUGCGUGGAGUGGUGUACUUAACCCAUCAAGCUAUACCGCACCUAAUCAAAUCGAAAGGGAAUAUUAUUAACAUAUCUAGCGUGGCUGGUAUGAUUACCGCUGGUAUUUCCGGAAUGCUUGCGUACAACGUGUCGAAGGCAGGCCUUAACCAUUUCAGCCGGUGCGCUGCACUGAAACUAGCCAGCUAUGGUGUCCGGGUUAACACCAUCAGUCCGGGGCCAGUUCGAACAGACAUUAUUAAUCACCCCACCAUGGAGUCUAUAUCGUGGGACACAUUCGCCGAAAUUACCGCUUUGAAACGUGUCAGUGACCCCGUGGAAAUCGCAGAUCUAAUCCUAUUCCUGGCAAGUGACAAAGCGAGAGGGAUCACAGGUUCUAAUUUCGUGUCGGACAACGGUGCACUGAUUUUACAC
Iphiclides podalirius (scarce swallowtail) is the source of this 756-nucleotide messenger RNA. NCBI's taxonomy places the organism in Eukaryota, Metazoa, Arthropoda, Insecta, Lepidoptera, Papilionidae. The record is from the annotation of a GenBank genome assembly.